Molecule: messenger RNA, 243 nt
Organism: Ambispora leptoticha
Lineage: Eukaryota; Fungi; Glomeromycota; Glomeromycetes; Archaeosporales; Ambisporaceae
Source: the annotation of a GenBank genome assembly
AUGUCUGAUAAUAAAUUCACGAUUACUUUAAGCGAAAGGCGAUCGCCUGACUACCACAAGUCACGAAGGUGGGAGAAUGAGUCUAUGCAGUCUAAGCCAGUUGGCGGAUCCUCGGUUCACUUUCACAACUUAAAAAUUGCGGAUAGCUCCGUAGUAAAAUUAAAUAACGCAACUUUAGGAAACGUUGAUAUGUCUGAAGAAUCAAAGCAAAAAGAUCAGGAAGAGAUGGUUUUCAAAUUAUGA